AUGCUCUCAACUCCAACCUCACCGGCAAAACAUGUAUCACGACAACAAAACAGAACAAAUAAUAGGCAUUGGAAGUCGAAAAACGCAACUGAUUAUACCAUUCCUCCGAUUUUUGCAUUGAGAGCAAGUGCUAUCAUUGAGGAUACUCUCGAGAAGCUCCAAUUAUUGGAUUUGCUUUCUGGAGAUAUUAAGGAGUUCAUGGGAAACGAUGAUCAAGAUGACAAGGAAGAGGGUGAGGAAGAUGCUCUUGAUCAAGAAACAAACGCAGUGGCCAACAUUUUAGAAGACCAAAAAGUUCUUGGAAAGCGAUAUGAAGAGCUGUCAUAUUUUCUAAGAGCUCACAAGCAAGAUAAUACAAUGUCACGAUCUAUUGAAGAAAUUAAUCAAAUCAAAGAAGAAUUGGAAUUGAUUCAGUUUAAACUGAAAGAAAAUACUCGAAAAUUGUGUCGAAAUCUUAAAGAAACACCUAACGAGUUAGAAAAUUGGAAAAAAAUUCAAUCAGAACGCCAUGAAAUCCAAACCAUAUUCGUGACUUUGCUUCGGGAGAUUCAAGCAGGAUUGAUUCCUCCAGUAGCAAAAUCUACAACUCCAAAAUACAAAGGGCUCAAUUACUCUGCUGUAGCUGCAGCUGAGGAAAAUGAGGAAGAUGGUGAGCAUUCAUCAACACCUCAAAGUAUUAGACCUGAUGUGCCGUACGAGUCAUUUAUGAAGAAAGUUGCUGAAGAAAAAGAAAAGAAACAAUAUUUACAACACAUUACCGAAAUUGAGGGCAAAACUCUUGAACAAGUCAACAAAUUGAAGAAUGAGGUAAUUAAAGAAAAAGAGCUCAAGAAGAGUGAAGUGGACGACAGAAGCACAAAGGUUAACACUCUUCUCAACAAACUACGAAAGCUGAAAAAGUUAACUGCGGAUGAGGACUCCAAGACACAUGCCACAGAAGAAGCUGCGUUCGAGUCGAGAAGACGAAGAGAAAGUAGUGCUCUAUUAAAGCUAGAAGAAACAUCUCUGAAAAAGAAUAUUGAGCUCGAAGUUGAGAAGAACGUGUUUUCUCAAAUUAAAAACUUUCUUGAAAAAAAGACGGAUGAGCUCAAGAGAAAAGGAGAAUAUUGGAGAGAGAAGUAUGAGAAAGAGUCUGAAGAAUUAAGAUCAAAAAUAAUUCACUGGGAGGCAAUGCGAGAGGAACAGAUUGACAAGCUUAAAAAGUUAGAGGAAAGAUAUGCACUUGAAACACAAGACAAACAGAUUCAAGAAGAAUUCGAUAGGUCUACCAACGCAAAGGAAAAGGAAGACGCCGAAAGAAAAAUCCAAAUGUCUGCUGAUAUUAUCAAAUUAGCCUACAAAUGUUAUAAAGCCAGAGAAGAUUUUGCCAACAGAAAGAAAAAGAAAAAAACGAGAAGUGCCAGCAACCCAAAAAGUGCAUCCAAAUAA
Messenger RNA from Naegleria lovaniensis, 1428 nucleotides. RefSeq lists its product as uncharacterized. The record is from RefSeq and is a predicted model, not a curated record. Gene Ontology annotation, cellular component: motile cilium; cytoplasm. Gene Ontology annotation, biological process: cilium organization. Lineage: Eukaryota; Heterolobosea; Eutetramitea; Acrasida; Naegleriidae. The coding region runs from base 1 to 1428 and encodes 475 amino acids. The transcript has a single exon.